Ipomoea triloba (trilobed morning glory) is the source of this 1173-nucleotide messenger RNA. Its product is annotated as rust resistance kinase Lr10-like. Gene Ontology annotation, biological process: protein phosphorylation. The coding region runs from base 99 to 1151 and encodes 350 amino acids. The record is from RefSeq and is a predicted model, not a curated record. The transcript is spliced from 2 exons. Lineage: Eukaryota; Viridiplantae; Streptophyta; Magnoliopsida; Solanales; Convolvulaceae. Gene Ontology annotation, molecular function: ATP binding; protein kinase activity.
GCCCACUGAGAAAAUUGAAGGUUGCAGGUGAAGUUCUUGGUCCGUUUCUUGUCGUGGUGAUCGUUCUUGUCAUCUACCGUAUUUAUAGCUCGAAUAAAAUGAAGAAAGAGGACCAAGUGAAGAUUGAAAGGUUCUUGGAGGACUAUAAGGCUCUUAAACCAGCAAGGUAUUCAUAUGUAGAUAUCAAGAAAAUUACAGACAGAUUUAGUGAAAAAUUAGGUGAAGGCUCCUAUGGUACCGUGUACAAAGGGAAGCUUUCAGAUGAUGUUUUUGUUGCUGUUAAGGUCCUCAAUAAUUCCAAAGGAGAUGGAGAUGGGGAAGAGUUUGUCAAUGAAAUGAGCACAAUUGGAAGCAUACACCACAUCAAUGUGGUCCGAUUGGUUGGCUAUUGCGCAGAUGGGUUCCAUCGAGCUCUUGUUUAUGAAUAUUUAGUGAAUAAUUCUCUUGAAAAGUUUGUAUUUUCACCAAAUGACACAAAUUUCCUUGGUUGGGAGAAAUUGCAGCAGAUAGCUCUCGGCAUAGCCAAAGGAGUUGAGUAUCUUCACCAAGGGUGUGAUCAAAGGAUACUACAUUUUGACAUUAAACCUCGUAACAUAUUGCUGGACCAGAAUUUCAACCCGAAAAUUUCUGAUUUCGGUCAAGCAAAAUUGUGCUCCAAGGAGAAGAGCAUUGUCUCCAUGACUGCUGCAAGAGGAACCAUGGGCUACAUAGCACCAGAAGUCUUCUCUCGCAACUUUGGGAAUGUCUCGUAUAAAUCAGACGUUUACAGUUUUGGAAUGCUUUUGCUGGAAGUGGUGGGGGGAAGGAAAAAGAGUGACAUUAGUGAAUCACCUGAAACAAGCCAAGCCCAAGACUAUUUCCCAGAUUGGAUUUACAAUAUCCUAAAUAGGGGAGAAGAAGUAGAGAUCCAAAUAGAGAAAGAGGAGGAUUCCAAAAUUGCAAAGAAACUGACAAUAGUGGGACUUUGGUGCAUUCAGUGGUAUCCAGUGGAUAGACCUUCAAUAAAGGUUGUGAUUCAAAUGCUUGAAGCUGAGGAGCCUCCCUCCAUGCCACCCAAUCCUUUUACUUCUACUGAUCCAUCAAAAGCUAAAGCUAACAAGCCAGGGAAACUCUUCACUAGUGGACUAGAAAUUAUAUCUGAAUUGGAAUGAAUAUCUCUUAUAAAAUAAUAUA